CUGAUUAGACACCAAACAAGGAAGGGGCUAUAAUCACUUGCAACUAAUUCUUUCCAAAAGAAGAACAAUUAGAGUAUAUCAAAAUCAUGAAGAACCAACUGAUAGGAUUUCUUUUUUGCUUCUGGAUUGCUCUUUCACAGCCUUUUUAUUUUCACUCUGGGGAAAGAGAGGAGAAAUGUAUAAUAGAAGACAUUCCAAGUGAAACCUUGGUAAUUGGGAGUUACAUGGUACAAAAAUGGGAUAUGCACGAACAAACAUUUCUUGAAUCUGCUCCUGGCUUGGGAAUGUAUGUGACCAUCACAACUCCUACUGAGGAGGUAUUGCUGUCAAAACUGUAUGGACCACAGGGAAGAUUCUCCUUUACAUCCCAUAUAUCUGGAGAGCAUAGUAUUUGUUUGCAGUCUAAUUCCACAAGGCUUAUUUCCUUUGGUGGAAGUAAACUGCGUAUCCAUUUGGACAUUAGAGUUGGAGAGCAUCUUAUUGAUGAAGUCAUUGCUCAAGCCAAGGACAAAGUUAAUGAAGCUAACUUUAGAGUUGAACAUCUAAUUGAGCAAAUUCAUCACAUAUCCAAAGAACAAAACUAUCAGAGGCAACGUGAAGAAUACUUUCGACUGACAAGUGAACAAACCAACAGCAAUAUUCUGUGGUGGGCUUUUGUACAAACAUUAAUCCUUAUCUUGGUUGGCAUUUGGCAAAUCAAAUGUCUUAAAGAUUUCUUUAUAGCUAAAAAGCUUGUUUAAAAUAAAUUAAAGAAACAGUCCCACAUCUAUAUUAUACAAUGCACAGGGGAAAAUAGCUAAAUUAAUUAAACACUAAAUAAAAAAAACAUGCAGAUAUCUGAUAUUUUUAUACCUUCAUUUUUACCAUAUUUCACGGUGUGUAAGUCAGGUUUUGAAGGUCAAUUUUUGUGUAUGAAAAAUCAAACUCAACUUAUACACCAUUCUGACACUGUUUGCAGUGGAUGCGGCCACGCCAGCCAAGCGCUGAGUCUGGCCCCAUCCCCUGUGAACAUUGAUGAGCACAGUGUUGCUCACAGGGGACAGGGAAGGGGACGGGGACAGAAAUGGGCUCAGUACUCAACUGGAGUAGCCCUAUCCCCUGCAAGCAGUGCUGCCAGUCCAGCACCAAGCCUGUCCCUGUCCCCACCCCCUGUGAACAGCACUGAGCUCGGCACCACUCACAGGGGAUGGGGAAGCGGGCAGGGAUGGGAAUGGGGAUAGGGCUGGGCUCGGCUGGGCUGGGCUCAGCUGGUGUAGCCCCAUCCUUUGAGUGGCGCUGGCAGCACUACUCACAGAGGAUGGUGCUGCAACAGCUGAGCCUGGCCUCAAGUUGUACACCACGCCUAUGAAAAUCCUUACCUUUCCAAUUGGAAAGCCGGGGGCCAACCUAUGCACCAUGUCACCUGAUACACCGUGAAAUAUGGUACAUAAAAAGCUGAUAUUAAAGAAUUUUCUGAUUGGCAAAAUCACAUUCUCUGAUAAGAAAAACUGUAAAAUAAAACUUAGUAAGUGGAUAAACUGUCCGUGGUCAGGGGAAGAAUUAACAAUAUACAGGCAGUCCUCGACUUACAUCGUUCUGACUUGUGGUGAUCCGCACUUGCAGUGCACUGCCAUUUACGCCCACAUUAUUACUUAUGGCUCUGGAUCCUCACACUUACGGCUGUAAGUACAAGGAUCUAGCACCGUAUGUCAGUCUGCUUCCUCAUGUGCUCCAGCAUGCUUCUGCUUCCAUAAGUUUCUGGUAUUCUUCUAAGUUUCUUGUAUUCUUUGAUCUAUUAUGAUGUGCUUAGUGCUUGGUGAUUAGUGCUUAGUGCUUAGUUAUAUUCAGUCUGCUUCCUGAUGUGCUUAGUUAUAUACAGUAUUCAGUAUUUCAGUAUAUUCAGUAUUCAGUCCACACUGGUGAAGGUGUUCCUUCACCUUCUUAUUAAAUAAAAUUAAAUAGUUGAUUUAAAUAUGGUGUUUAUGGUCAUUUCUGUAAAAAGUUGGGAAUCAGGCCCUUGGUCAGGAACAUAACCCUCUAUUAUAACAUUGUUUCUAUGGGAAAAUCAGAUUUGACUGGCAUCGAUUUGAUUUACAGUGCCUUUUCCAAGAACGUAACCCGCUGUAAGUGCAAGGACUGCCUGUAAUCUUCUUAAACUUCACUCAUUCCCUCCUAUUCCCUUCUCUUGCUCUGCUACCAAACUCACAAAAGAAGCUUGUGUCUACCUUCCCAUUUAUUUGGGCAAAAUCACAAUCUUGGUUCCCCCGUUACCCUCUAAGAACUUGGGUCACAAGGUGCAUCUGUUUGAUUUCAAAGGUCCAUGUGCCCUUCUCAUUCUCCUUCCGUGCAUUCCCAGAACUGCUGCAACCUGAGCAGAUUAGCAAGUAAACCCAACUAGAUGGAAGGAUCCAGAAACAGGCCCAAGUAACCUGAUCUGGUGGUGUGCUCUGCCAAAUGGAUAUAUGCAGGAUUAGGCACCUCACAAACAUUUGGUCACUUUCUUUCAAAAUAAAGCAGGCAGUAGUGUUAGCAUUGGUGCCCACCUUUAUAUAAAAACCUGGUAAAUUAGUGCAUUUAUCCACCAUUCGGUAGAUCUUGAUUUAACUCCAUCCUCAGGAUGUUAUAACUCCUAUUUCUUGCUUCCCAGGAGAAUGUUAUAGACUUUUGAAUGGGGUACCCACAAUCAGUCCUGUGGAAGGUGUCCUCUAUGCAACAAAGAAUGAAGAUUGCCAGAGAAAGGGAUAGAGCAUGCUUCUGCAGUUUAGCAGUUAGGGACCCCAGGGAAAGGGACCAGUAGAGAGCAUGGCUCUGUACCUUAGCAAUUAGGGAAUCCAUGUGAAAGGGGGAGUUCAGAGUUCUGGUUCCUGCUUCCAAGACUAUUUAUGUCUUUAAUCAAAUGAUUGCUUAACAUAAGGUAUGGGUCCCUUGGGGUAGGCAGAUAGGCACCAGAACCCAUGAUUAUAGACCCCUAUCUUUGCAUAAGAAAAGACUGAUCUUCAAUUAAUAAUAUGAUUAGGUGUUCUGCCAAAAGGCUGUUGUUGGAUGCUUUAUAGAUGCAUAUAAUAAUUAUGAUAAAAAUCAAUGACGGUUACAGAGUACUGCAUAACAGUUAUUACUGAGCUUUUGCAAGUAGCUCAAAACAAUGAAAGAGUUCAUCUUACCAAAUGUAAUUUAAUAAAGGUUGUUACUAAAGGCCAUGUUUUGAUAAACGCACUUAUGAAAUUAUAUGACACUUCUAUGAGGAAAAAUAUUACUCAGUUUCAGCAAUCUGGCCCCUAAAAAUUAGUCAUUCAUUUAAUCAUCUGUUCAUCCCUUUUUCUGCCUUACAGACAUGUUUUAGUGUUCCUCUAGUUUCUGUUUUCUUGGCGAAUAAUGCUGAAUAGUUCUGUAAAUUGUCACGUGUGAGAAAUAUUAUCCAAUGGAACUGAAUGGAUUUCCUGGCAAUCUUUGGCUAUAUGUAUGUAAGAAUAUUCAUAGUUUCAACUUAGUAUGUUUCUUUGUUGGACAGCUAUUUUUCCUUUAAUUAAGAAACCAUGACUGUUAUUUGUUAGCACUGAAAAUACUGGCUUUAUCAGGAGCUGUUUCUAUGAUCUAAUCAUGUAGUCCCCUCAAACUGGAUUAGCAAAUGAGUUGAGAGUGUUGCUUCUGUAAUUUAAUUUGACAAGCUUUAUUUAUAGGCUGUAGAAAACUUGAUUUGAAGGCAAUAGAGGAAUACGAUAUAUGCAGCCUCCUAUCACAGCAAAUGGAUAUUUCCUCACUUCCUACCUUAUUUCCCCUUUCCUUCUGUGAUAAGAAUAGUUUGUAUGACAGUAUAAACCAUAUUUACAAUGUAAUGUUCUGUAUUUCCAAUGGAUUUCAUCACGGUGAACUUUAAAGCAAAUUUUCAGCACGAUUAAAAUGUCAGAAGAUAAGCCAUAUGAACUAUAACUCAGUUCCAAAAUAGGAAGGUUAUAAAAACUGCCUGCUUUUCAAGAAAAAUAAGAAUGAUUCAUUGUUUUUAAAAUGACAGCAAAAAAGAAUAGAGAUGAUAAAACUAAUCUUAAA
Messenger RNA from Alligator sinensis (Chinese alligator), 4023 nucleotides. RefSeq names its product transmembrane emp24 domain-containing protein 11-like. NCBI's taxonomy places the organism in Eukaryota, Metazoa, Chordata, Crocodylia, Alligatoridae. Gene Ontology annotation, cellular component: COPII-coated ER to Golgi transport vesicle; Golgi apparatus; endoplasmic reticulum. Gene Ontology annotation, biological process: endoplasmic reticulum to Golgi vesicle-mediated transport; Golgi organization; intracellular protein transport. Bases 87 to 740 code for a protein of 217 amino acids. The record is from RefSeq and is a predicted model, not a curated record. The transcript has 5 exons.